UUGCUCCUGUAGUCACACGGAUAAAUAUUCCAUUGACCGGGGUCCGAGUGAACUACAGCGCUCGCUCCAGCGGAGUUAUAUCGAUGAGGACCGCACUUCUUCAGUGGGGGAAAUGUAUCCUGUUUUUCAGUUAAUCACAGUGGGUAUUAGAUAAUUGUGAUCUCUUCCGACAAGGCGUCAAAGAUGUGUUGGUGAAAUCCUCAUCUCACCACUGUAACGGGCUGCGCGCAGCUCAGCUCUCUGUCUCACCUGUGUGCGCGUCUGAUUUGGAGACUCCACACAGCGCAAACGAUGUAAGAACAAGCAGGAGAUGAAUCUAACGAAUUUUUACUCAUAUUUUGGACAUUUAUUUUCUACGAAUAUUUCACUUGAGGGACCUCAACAUGAGCUCAACAACUGGAGUUUACCGGAGGAUACCAAACCCUACCCGGACUUGUUCUUAUUUUCGGGACACGAACCGAGUACCAUCGUGUUGGUGGUUAUGUACUCGGUGUCCUUCCUCACCGGGCUCGGAGGGAACAUCAUGGCUCUCCUGGUCCUCACCCGAAAGAGGACCGGUCUGGCGGGGGUGUCGGCGACCCGCAGACUGCUGGUCAAUCUGGCGGUGUGUGACAUGAUGGUGGUGUGUGUGUGCAUGCCAGUUAAUCUGGGACACCAGGUCUACAACGCCUGGGUGUUCGGGGAGUUUCUGUGCCGCACCGUGCCGUUCGUUCAGGCUGUUUCGGUGUCUGCGAGCGUCCUGAGCCUGGCCGUGAUCAGUCUGAACCGCUACUACAGCGUGCACAACCCUCUACACGCCCGGUCCUUUUUUACCGGGCGGCGGAUACUGUGUAUGAUCUGUGUGGUGUGGAUCGUGUCGUCGGGGUUGUGCAUACCGCUCUUCUUCAUGAAUACCACCCAGACUCUAUCGCUGCUGGACAUCACCCUCACUGUGUGCGUGGAGAGCUGGAACGAAGUCAAACUGAAACAGAGAUAUAGCUUUCUGCUCUUCUGCUCUCUCUAUGGAUUCCCUGUGUUGUUUAACCUGGUCAUCAGCGUGCUGACCGGCUGGAAGCUGUGGGGCACCGACGAAAAACGGACGCAAGAUUCGAAUACAUUUGGCGUUACGCUAUCACUGUCCCGUCUGAAAGUGCGUAAAAGGAUCGCCAAGAUGGUGCUGUCGCUGGUUGUGCUUUUCACCCUGUCUUGGCUACCUCUGUAUGUAGUGGACAUAUGGUUAGACUUUAACAUGACUUCAUCUUUAGAGAAAGAGGAGGAUGAUGUGAACCAUAUAUACCACGAGUGGAUUCUACAGGGGAGACCCUUCGCGCUAUGGCUGGGUCUAACCAACUCCGCUCUCAACCCGCUCUGUUAUUGCUUUGUGGGUAACUUACACAGGUCUGCAAAACGAUUCAGGAAAAGCUACAGACAGAAACUGUCGUCAUUGUUAAGUCUGUCGCCACAGCAGUCCUCUAUGCCUAUGGGCAGCACCUCAGUGCCCAAGCUCGUGCCCUAUAGCAGGGCGCAAUCGGAGAAGCGCGGCGCAGAGAGGCGCGCAUCGAACAGAUAUGCCAAUCCAGGCAACAAACUAACCAAAAGCAAGAGCCUGUCGUCUGUGACAGUGUGUGAGACUGUUUUUGACUGAUUGACAGACAGACAGAUCAAAUGUAGGCCUACCUGGUAUAUCACAUACUUAUUUGUCCAAUGGACAGGAAAACAUUCGUCCUACAGUUCAAAAUAGGAUAUUCUGUGAAAAUGUGUGUCUGUUUUCCAACGCAAUCUCCGAAGCAAAUGGAGAUAUUUGCCAUAACUGAGAUUAUAGAGUGUGUUGCCCUUUUAAUUAUGAAGUGUGGUGCCGUCUUUAUUAUGGAGUGUGUUGGAGUGUGUGCCCCAUGAUUCCAGGACUGUUGAUGAAUCAAACGGUCGAUGUAAAUGCGGUCCUAUAAAUGAGGUCCUAUGUAUGAGGUCCUAUACCUAAUGAUCUUUGGGGAUUUGGUUUCACUGAAUCCAAUUUCAAAUGAAAGAUAUUUGAUGUUGUUCUCAUGGAGUGUACACAAUAAUGACGUGCAUCUCAUUAAAUAUUUGUGCAAAAGGCUAGUUGCCUUUAUUUCGUGAUUUAAAAUAACAAUCACAUUUAUACUGUAUGUGUAGGCUACAAUGUCUAGCCUAUUCCCUGUUUAAAUAGUAUUAUUACAUUUGUAAUUGAUCCCUAAGUCCUACGAAGUAGAACUCAUUCCAUUCCAAAGUCAAGAACAAAAUGAGCUGUAUCCAAAACUUAAAUCUCGUCAAUUAUAAUGAAACCAUUAUGCAUUAUUUCAAUUAUAAAGCUAAUAUUGUAUGACUAUCAUCAUAAUCUGCAGUUAUAAAUCCAUUCAAAUUGCUUCCAUAAUUGUGUUAAAUUAGAUUAUUAUUAUACUACUAUCAUCAUCUUUUAUAUUCAUAGUAAUUAUUCCAAGUCCAUUCAAAUUGCCUCCAUAAUGAGCGGUAGAGGGUCUAGAUUAGAGUCUAGAUGGAUAUCUCCAUUCAUUAUUUCUCUGGCGAGGCUGUGACGCGGGUCUCUUGGCAGACGGAUCGCUCCCUGCUGAAUGGCACCGUGACGAGUUGACGAGUGUGAUGUGGCCCCGCAGGCGGCCGGGACAUGGAGCCCGAUGUCCGGAUUAAUGGUACUGGUGAGACGGCCUGAUCCAUGGUCUGUGGUUGUCUAUCGCUGGGAAACGAAAAUCCCAUGUUGAAGCAUAUAGCGGAGCCCUGGCACCAAAACCAAUCUCCUACCAUCUGCAGUUAUUAGCUAUGUUCCCAUUAACUUUUCCAGUGAUUUUUUUUUUGUAGAAAGUUCGCAUAGAAAAUAGAUUCGACAACUGCUACGGUUCGUUUCCAUGUAACAAUCUUGUGUCAAUUAAAAACAACUAUAGACGUAAUGAUGUCACACAAAAGAACACUUUCGCAAAAACCUACAGUGUCGAAUAAAAAUGAAGUGGUUGUUUCCAUUGCCCAUUUAGGCAAAUUGUGCGUUAAUAAACUGGAAACAGCCUGUAUUCUCCCCACUAUCUGUUUUAUGUAUCGGUUUGCCAGGUGUGGAAAAUCUUCACCCUGACAGAAUUCUCCCCGCUCUUCGCGUGAACGCGCACACACUCAAUUCUUCAUUGUUGCAAUUUGCUUGCUAGUUGUGAUUUCUGCUCUUCACGCGGUUGUCAGUUUAGCCUACAUUUCACUGAUUUUAGUAGCAGAAAGCUUUUUUUAAUUUGUGUCCUUCAAGGCCGCUGUCAAA
Messenger RNA from Salvelinus fontinalis (brook trout), 3247 nucleotides. Its product is annotated as gastrin/cholecystokinin type B receptor-like. Gene Ontology annotation, molecular function: peptide binding; G protein-coupled peptide receptor activity. Bases 311 to 1624 code for a protein of 437 amino acids. NCBI's taxonomy places the organism in Eukaryota, Metazoa, Chordata, Actinopteri, Salmoniformes, Salmonidae. The transcript has a single exon. The record is from RefSeq and is a predicted model, not a curated record. Gene Ontology annotation, cellular component: membrane. Gene Ontology annotation, biological process: neuropeptide signaling pathway.